CGUAUCACAUGAAUUUUGUUUGGAAAAUGUUCUUAAUUUAAAAGACUAUAAAAUUACUAUGCCUUUUUUCUUUCUGGACCCCCUCCUGCCGACGACGGCUUUUUCAUGUGUGCUAUUUUAUUAUGUGUCCCGGAUUUUAAUGCAGUUCCCCACUUUCUAAAUUAAGAUGCUUUUUUGAACAGUUUAAUGGAAUGAACAAGAGACAAUAAUAUUAACGGCACCGCACAAGCAUAGGCGCUAGUUUAUACGGUUGUAUUUGUGUUUUAUAGUUUUUGUAUUUUUAGGAGUUUCCAUUCCAGAUUCCAGCAUUUUUUAAACUGCAGCAUGAUCUACUAGGAAUGAUGUUAUCCAGGGUGUUUUCAUUGAACCUGGAUGUGGCAAGUAGCAAGGAUCAGCAGAUAUCAGAGGUAGUGACCCAUGCAACACCACAAGAAGUUCCGCUGUUCAGGAAUCGUUCCAUUCGGCAAAUAGCCUGUGGAUCGCAGCAGACUGUUUUUGUUUUAGGUGAUGGAACAGUUUACACUCAUAAUAGCGAACAAGGUGAUGUCAUACCAGAGCGUAUGUCUUCUCUGGAUACAUUCUCCAUUGUGCAAGCUGCCUGUGGGGAUGGACACAGUGUGGUCUUAAGUAAUAAAGGUCAUAUAAUUAGUUGGGGUCAUGACUUAAAAGGUCAAUGUGGUCAUGGUACAGUGAGCAACAGCCUGAAACCAAGGGUUAUAAAAUCUCUCUCAAUGGAAUUUAUCAUACAAGUCUCCUGUGGUUCCAAUCACACACUGGCUCUUGCAAAAAGUGGCAAAGUGUUUGCUUGGGGUGACAACAGCAGAUUCCAGUUGGGAUUUAGCACUAAUCCUGAGCACACCUGUGCUAAACCAACUAAAAUUGCAUGCUUGAGUGAUCUGCCAAUCAAGCAAAUAUCCUGUGGAGGUGAUCACUCCCUCGCUCUGACGUUUAGUGGUACUGUCUUCGGUUGGGGAUGCAAUGAAUCAGGACAGCUUGGACAAUAUGAUGCAACAGCCAGUAUCAGAAAAGGCGGUGCUACAACUAUGAACCAAUCAACUGGACCACCGUAUCCUGAUUUUAAGGCUGUGAAAGGGACGGACACCAUAACGUCUCAUGGUGUAUCAAAACUGAUUGAAACUGAGUGGCAUGCUAUUUCAGCUAUGCCAGCAUAUAUUGAUAAAUCAUUUGAGGAGCUUCGUUAUGAAUACAGGUCAAUUUCAGUCUCUACCUUACCACACAAAUUGGAUUUUCUGCGAGACAAGCAAAUUUCCCACAUUGUCUGUGGACAGCAUCAUUCAGUUUUUCUCUCAUUGACUGGUAUGGUAAUUAGCUUUGGGAAGGAUUCCAAGGGCACUAUCGAUAAUUGGGCUCAAAGAUUUGUAGAACUAAAAGAAGACAAAAAGAUUAUAUGUGGGAAACAGCACACCUUGGCAUUUAUACCUUCCAGCAAUAAUCUUUAUAUAUUUGGUCCAAAAUCAAAAGACGACUCCAACCUCACCUUAGUGGUAGUUCAUGAAUCAUUGUAUAAGUAUAUGUAUGGUGAAACUGUGGACAUUAAUCAGAGUUCUGUCGUUUACAAUAUUUUUUGCGGUGGAAGUACCUGCUAUUUUGCCAUAUCUGAAUCACCGGAGCGGUUAAGCGCAGCAGUUGCGAUCCUGCUUCUUAACCAUGACAUCGAAGGUUCGAUCACUCGCUGUGCAUUUCGGCUGUGUCCUUGGGCAAGGCACUUUACCUACGGUUGUCUCGCUCUACCCAGGAGUACAAGAGGCUACCUGUCUAACAAGGAGUGCAAUCCAAAUUCUGGUAAAGAGAACGAACAGUUUUCAAGUGAAAUGAUUUAUCACCUAGAUGAAAAAUCAAUAUCGCAACUUACAGCCAUAUCAAAUUUAUCAGUAGUUCCAAAAAAUAUUGCAAUAAUCAUCCAGAAGUUGUUCUCAUCAUCAGCUUGUUUGAAUAGAUCAUUUCUUACAAGUGAUCAUUAUUGCUGCAGCGAAGAGAACCCAGGCUUUGAUCUGGUUAGAGCAAGAAAAGCCCUCAAAACAUUGUCUAGCAAACAUAAUAUCUUAAUACAGAUUUCUCAGGUAAUACAUUCUCAACUGUGUCCUAGUCUAUCUGAGUCGCCCACUGACGUAGAGGCCAUUAGACUCUACCUGUUACUAAUGGAAUGUCCAACAAUGCAAUUUCCUGAAUUGUAUCUCAGAUCUAUUUUCAGUAUUACUAAAGCAAUGUGUAAACUUUCACCUGAGAUGUCAAAGGUUAUUGAUACAUGGAUUGGAAAUCUCCUUCCUGAACAUUUACAGCAUCUCAUAAGUAUUUUCAAAAAUGUGAUUGUAUAUUUGGUGUUGAAACAAAUGGAAUCAACAACGCUUUUAAUAUUCAAACCUGAAUUCAACAUAAACAUUGCCCUGGAUAUGCUCAAGAAACUCUACAAGAUUAAUGAAGAGAAAAAGGAGAUUGUACUGUACACGUCUUUCUACGUUCCCGAGAUGAAACUUCUCUUGGAAUGGUUACAUGCACAUGGAUUGCAACAAGUAAUUAACAUCUAUGAUUACCCAUUCAUUCUGGAGAACAAUGUGAAGAUGCAGAUCAUCGUAUACGACAGCUUGGUAAAGAAAGAGAUAGCAAUGAGGGAUGAAAUGCAGCUGCAGAUGUUCAACCAGAUGAUGAUGGGGAACAUGCUCUUGAACCCAGCAUUCGUCACUCCGCUAGUCUUGACCAUCAACAGACAGAACAUUGUAGCCAGUACUCUGAUGCAGCUCAACAGCCAACAGCAAGACUUCAUGAAACCAUUGAAGGUGAAAUUUGAAAAUGAACAUGGAAUCGAUGAUGGCGGUGUUCGCAAGGAAUUCUUUCUGCUGGUAUUCAAAGAAAUUCUUGAUCCAAAAUUUGGGAUGUUCAAAGAAUUUAGCAAAGCACAAACAAUUUGGUUCAACCCUCAGUCAUUCGAGGAUAGGUCAAUGUUCCGGUUGGUUGGUGUACUGUGUGGUUUAGCGAUUUAUAAUCAAGUUAUUGUGGAUCUCCCCUUCCCACUGGCACUGUACAAAAAACUUCUCAAAAGGCCAGUGUAUCUAACAGACUUCAAGGAAUUAGAUGAAGGAAUGGCGGGGAGCUUGCAAGAUCUCCUGGAUUACGAUGAUUAUGAUCUACAGGAUGUAUUCGAAUUGUACUUCCAGAUAUCAACAGAAUUCCUUGGACAAGUACGUAUUGUUGACCUUAAGAAAGGGGGCAUGGACAUUCCUGUAACCUAUGAUAAUAAACAGGAGUAUGUGGACCUCUAUAUUGACUAUAUCUUCAAUGAAUCAGUCAAGGAUCAAUAUAGUGCUUUUGCAGAGGGGUUCUUACAGGUCUGUGGUGGACCAGUACUACAAAUGUUUCAUCCACAGGAGCUUAUGGCUAUGGUCGUUGGCAAUGACAUUUAUGAUUGGGAAGAAUUUGAACGUUUGGUUGAAUACCGAGGCAUCUUCAACAAGGAACAUAAGACUAUUAAAUUCUUCUGGGAGGUUUUUCAUGAAUUCACAUUACAGGAAAAGAAGAAAUUUCUAGCUUUCUUAACAGGUAGUGAUCGGAUUCCAGUGCAGGGCAUGUCUCAGCUAAAAGUGAUUUUCCAACCAGUGUUUGGAAGCACAGACUUCCUACCAGCGGCUCAUACCUGCUUUAACUACCUUGAUUUACCUUUGUACGAAAGCAAAGAAAAAAUGAGAGAGAAGUUGAUGAAGACUUUGGAAUAUGCUCAAGGAUUUGGGCUUCUGUAAUCUUGUCACAAAUUUGUAUUAAAGGUGAAGGACUUUAUUGCUUAGUGGAGGUGCAAUCAGAGACUCUGUAUACAUUAUAUGAAAUCAAUUUGAAUAAUGUGAACACACAAGUUUAUGAGAACUUAAAAAUGGUCAUAAUCAGAGACAGAUUUAGGAUAGGGGUGGGGGUGGUAGUACUGUACUUUCAUCUUUCGUUUUUCAAAAGAAAAAAGUACAAAAUGGCAUACAAAUAAUAAUAAUAAUAAUAGUACUUAAUGCUACAAUAUUUCAUAACAGCGUAUACUGAAUAUGAAUCAUACUAUUAUUGGAUUCUUAUUUAUCUGUAUAAUUAUAUUACAUCUAGGCCUAUAUGAAGGUUUAAAUAAUUCUGUAUCUGCCCCUGAUAAUCACAUCCUUAAUGGGAAACCUCAUAUUAAUAAUUAUAAUACUGUGUAUUGUUUAUAGUGCAUCAUUAUGAUCCAUCAAAUAUGCUAAUGAGGCUUUCAGAAAAUUGGCAAAGAUGAUAAAAUAUAUAAAGGAAAGUAGUGAGUAUUACUGCCCCCCUUAUUAAUUUGUCCCACAACCCUGCUUUUACACAAUUUCACACAACCUAAUCUAAUACAGUAUUUGUCUACUCACCGAAAUAUAGGAACUUAAAUUGCAUGAUGCUAUUAAAUAUUUGAAUGCGACUCAA
Anneissia japonica is the source of this 4425-nucleotide messenger RNA. RefSeq names its product probable E3 ubiquitin-protein ligase HERC4. The record is from RefSeq and is a predicted model, not a curated record. NCBI's taxonomy places the organism in Eukaryota, Metazoa, Echinodermata, Crinoidea, Comatulida, Comatulidae. The transcript is spliced from 24 exons. The coding region runs from base 339 to 3752 and encodes 1137 amino acids. Gene Ontology annotation, molecular function: ubiquitin-protein transferase activity.